Messenger RNA from Suillus discolor, 2199 nucleotides. RefSeq lists its product as uncharacterized. The record is from RefSeq and is a predicted model, not a curated record. The transcript is spliced from 6 exons. NCBI's taxonomy places the organism in Eukaryota, Fungi, Basidiomycota, Agaricomycetes, Boletales, Suillaceae. The coding region runs from base 1 to 2199 and encodes 732 amino acids.
AUGGACGAGUACUCCAAGACUAUGCCUGACCCUGAUUUAGAUCCUACUGGGCGCGGAGACAAAUCUAUCUUCGAACACGCUAUUGAAAAUUUCGAAAAUUUUAUUGACAGAGCGAACGGCGGACUGGAUGGUAUCCUUCAGAUGUGUGGUAUUUGUGAUGAGUGGCGUGCUGCAGAUGCCAUCUGCAAAUUCAUGAGGGAAAUGGUAGGGAUGGUGGAAGACAUCUUGUUGCGUCUGGCGGAAGGCGGAGACAGUGAACUAGCAGUUGCCUUCAUGGAGGAGCAUCUCACGCGAUGUGACAAAUCAGUAAAAAUGGCACCACGUAGUUGGCUCUCGGAGGAGCAGCAAACCUUUGUGCUCACCUACCAUGAAAGCUUUCUCGAGUGUAAAAAAAAAGGGAACUACAACUCUUUCUGGCCCCCCUUUUUCAAGAAGUGGGAAGAAUGUUGGCCAAUCACUCUGGAAGGCUCAUUAGAGCCCCUUGAUGAGAACGCAAGACUCAAGCAGAUGGCUAAGGCAAGGGAUGCCCUUCAGACGUGUUUGAUGGUCAAACUACGCAAUGACUUUGGUAAUUCGAAGAUAGGCCGCCGGGCAAACACCGCUGGGAAUACCAUCGUCAGCAAGCUGAUUGGCGAUAUCACCAUCAAGUCAGGCAAAAAGAAAUCGCGCCCCCUCAAUGCAACAGAGGUUUAUGCCAAGAAGUAUUACUCAUCGCGUGUCCAGCCUGCAGUCAAGGAGGAACUCGAUGCCAUGAAGAACGCAGUUGAUGCACCUGAACCCAAAAAGCGGGCGAUUCAGGUUGUCCGCAAACAACUAGCAUCCUGCUGGGAGAACGAAAGUGCGCAGGUGAAGGAAGAGGUCACGAAAUUGGCCCAAGAGAUGAAGGAAAAGAGGAAGAAAGAGAAAGAAGCCAUACCUGACAAGAAGGAGGUGCCGAAGGAGUUGGUUAUAUGCAGACUUACAGAAAUACUGUCCACGUUUUUCACCGAGUUACACGAUUUGACGGGAUGGACAUUCAGCAUCUUACUAGCUGGUCCUGACCCUGCGAACGCCGGCAAACUCGAUGUCAGUAGCCUGCAUAUUGGAACGACCCUUGCUGGCAAUCGGUUCAAUCAAGCAUAUCUGAAAUUUGAGGAGAGUAUCAUGGUGCCUUACUUUGAGUUUGCAUCUCAAGCAUUUCCCGACGCUGCAUUAUUAUUAUCAAAGGGAACCACUACGCCUGACCAGAAUGAUACAUCACUGCCAGACACACAGGCACUGCCAGCCCAUAACUCCCAUAACUCCGUCACAGCUGAUAUAUCAGACACACAGGCACUGCCAGCCCAUAACUCCCAUAACUCCGUCACAGCUGAUAUAUCACUCGCUACCAUCUCUUCCGCAUCCUCUUCCACACCUGAUACAUCACUUGCCACUGUCUCACCCGAUACAUCACUUGCUACUGUCUCACCCGAUACAUUGCUCACUACCGAUACAUCAUUCAUGGCGUCAGUACCAUCCCGGUUGCAAUCCGCUUACAACUUUUUCCAAUUUGAUCCCCCCGAUCUUCAAGAUGACGACGUUGAUCUAGACUUCAACAGUACAAUCCUACCGAUGCCGCCCAACUACAAGCCGCCAUCUCUGUUACCUCCCUCUUCUCCAAUGGAGUUUUCAUCCACUUCCUCUGGAAUGGAUUGGUUUGCUUCUUCGAGAUUAUCUCCUCUAACUUCCACCUCGAGAUUGGGAGACCUUAAUUCUGCUGGUCCCUUGGGACACGACUCUGACAACGCCCUCACAACUUUGCAGAGCCAAGCAUCUCCUCCUCGUCUUUGCCAUAUAUCAUCCAUUCUCACAAAAACUGCAACUGCCAAUUCUUACGCUUCUGCCCCAAACAACAAUCCCUUUGCUCCCAUGGCAACUUCUACUCUCGCGCAUUCUCCAACUUCGGUAGAAAUCCCUUCUGUGCAACCAUCUUCAGUUGUGCCUGAACCUCCCACCAUGGAACCUAUUAUGGCCACUCCUUCUCCGCCUGCCACAGUUGGUAAGGUGUUGUUACAAGUAACAUCGGUCACGUGGCCCCCCUAUCAUUUUCCCCUCAUCCUCGCCCUCACCAUCUACCGGCUCGUCCUCCUUUACCGACUCUCUGUUGACCGGAUCCUCGGGACCGUUCCCGUCCCUCGCAUCAUUCGCCUCUAUGCACGUGCACGCACGUUCCUCUCUUGA